AGCUUCUACUUUUAGUUUAUGCUGCAUCUGGAACUGCAAGUAGUGCAAGCACAACUAUGUAUUAUUUGAAAUUAGCACAACAAUCAACUACAUCUACAUCAUGUCCUUAUCCGCGGCCCUCAUGGUGGUACUUAGGAGAGCGCGCCAGCAAGGGCAGCACAGGCUUCGUGACCGACAUGAAGUCCAGCAGUCCACCUGGCGCUAUUGUGGAAACAGGUUCGCAUUGUGGAUUUUAAUUUUCCGCCCUCUCUUAGGCGGCGCUCUAGAUGUCAGCAGGGAUCUUGAAGCUACAUCGACUCGAUCAGGAGGGCAGAGCACACUUAGGACAAGGAAAACAAGUAAGUAUAUAAUAUGACUUUAAUUUUUAUUUUUUUAUCGCUCUACAUACUUAAGCAAUGAAGAUCUUCAACGCAAUCAGGGGGGGGGUCCUUAAAAAUGGUCAUUUCAUAUCUGAGGCGUGUAAGUACUUGUACAAGAACUACAGUCUAUACAUCUUCCUCCUCCUUCUUAUUUGAAAAUAGUAUGGUUUUUUUAUUUCUGCUUGAAAAUAGUAACAAACUGUGUUUUUACAACUCUCUAACAAAUCAACAAGAAAUAAGGUGGAUGACGUGGCCGAAGCGACUGGCCGAAGAGGUAGAAGUGCUUCUGGAAGUACUGACGCUUCUACUGUUGGUUCUUCUACUAGCGCUUCUAGAAGAAAAGGAAAACCAGAGGUGGACAGCUCUCCUAGAUAUGAUAACUACGAUGUUGUUGUCGAUGAGGGUCAACAUUCUAGGCGGACAAGAAACACAAAGAAAACAGCACCACGACAUCUACGAAGAGAGAAGGAACAAAAGGAGCACGAUCGGGAUGAAUCAAGUUACGGCCUCCUGAAUUCAAAAUUUUCACAUCUUGUUGAACAACUUCUUUGUUCCUCCACAGGGAGAGAAAGCAGCUUCAAGAUGCCUGCCGAAAUUAUUUUUAUGGGAGAUUAGUUACUGAGGGCGCGCUUUAAUAUUAUUCAUGCUAAUCACAUUCACACGACGAGAUGAGUGAAGAUGAUUCCCGGAAAAUGGCCGCCGAUUCAGAUGAAUCGUUGAAAAUCAUGUCCGUCGCGGAUGAGAUAGAAUCACAACAGCAGUGGAUAAUGGCUCAGAAGGAAGCUGACCUCGAGGACGAAGCAAAAAGUGUAAAAAGUGGUGCUGCAGGAAGUAGUAGUAGUACUUCUACUACUAGAAGUGGUUCUCGUUCUUCAAGUGCAAGACGAGGAGGUGGUGGCACAACUUCUAGUUCUACAACAGUUAUUACUUAUUCUUAAUUUGGAUCAUGGUUCAUCUCCCAAGAAGUCAUCUUCUUGAGGAAACGAGAGAAAAAAGGGACCCAGAGGACGAUCCCUCAGUAGAUGAAUUCCUCGUCAUAGUGCCUGUCCUGUACUCGAAAACUGAAAAUAACCGAGUUACUGACUGAAAUAAGGGAGGUAGCUUUGACAGGGCUACCGUUCCUUGUUCAGUAUCUCGCUUAUUUUCAGCAGUUACUCGCUUAUUUCAGUUGUUUUUCGAGUAUCUAAAUCUAAUACAGGAGGUCGCGGCCCAUCUCGCUGGGAAGUAGCAGAGGACGAAGAUGAAGAUGACCACUCCAAAUCGUCCAAUGAUUUGACCAAGGAGGACGGCGUCAAUGUCUACAUCAACAAGGACGGUUUUGUAUCCUUCCAGCUUCAAGAACAAGAUCAAGUAGAGCAGAAGAGAGGAGCUCAAGAAUUCACUCAGCAGGACAAGAGGACACACAAGGGACAUGAAAAUAGAUACACGACGAGGACGGGGACUAGUGAAAAUCGAGAUAAGAACACUAGAGAAGAUCGAGAUAAGCAGGGUGAAGGCCGAUUUGGACAGCAGGAGCGCAGGAGUAGAAUUAUGAAUGGAUAGAAGGUGGAGAGGUUUUAUCCUAACUUCAUCAUCGUCGUGUUAAUAUUGAAAAAAGUAGUUGUUCUGGAUCUUCAUUUUUCAUCUGGCUUCCCCGCAGAGGAAAGGCAGGGAGACGGAGAUGAAUAUGACAAUCAAAACUAGGAAUGUCGAAGAUGUCAUAGUUAUACAUAGAUACUUCUUUUUGUAAAGUACAAUACAUAGAUGAUUAGAAAAAAUAUGAGAGCAAGACGAACCAAAAAACAAGUCAAAAUUCUAACUCUAAGGAUACGAAUUCCGACAGCCGUCGCCGCCAGAGGACUAAGACGAGAAAGGCUACUUCUCCUGGCGAUAUCCAAGGCCACGAUGAACACAUGCGUGGCGCGAAACUACCUAUCCUUCCGCCAUGGCGCGACCCUGAUGAUGCGGUGGAGGAUGCGGUUUGGGUCCGCCGCGCUGUGCAACUAUAUCUAAGGUGGAAGAGCAGUGUCAGCAUCUAUUUUCAAUCUGUAAUUCUAAUUAAUUUCAUCUAUUUGUAAUUAUGUUGUUGGAUCUGAGAUGAUGGCGAACCAACAAUAUGAAAGAAUGAUUCGUUUUUUUUUCUACUACUUAAGCAAUUGCAAUGACUCAAUCUCUUCAUCUGUCUGUAUCUCUGCAAGAAUAUUUUCAGAUCCUCCCCCGUCAUUUGAACGGGUAUAUCACGAACAAGGAUGACAUUCAACAUUCGCCAAACCAUGACUAAUUCAGCAUCUUGCACUCGUAUAGUAUUUCGUGCACUUCUGUUCUCUUCGCUACUACAACUUCAUCAAAGUUCAUGUACUUCAGUUCACCCACAACUCAGGUCAUCAAAGAAGCUGUACUAGUUUCUUUGCUGAGAUUUCCAGUACUAUUUUAGUACCUUGUGCUAGUAGUCCUUCUUCUCACCUCGUGGUCUUCUUCUAAUGCAACACGACGAAGUCAGGUUCACUAGAACAACAGAGGAGCAUGAUGAUAGCACAAGUAGCGGGGGCUUCCUCGACGUUGAGCGAGAAGCGAAACCUGCGCUGAGUGAGCUUGAUGCUGAUGGCGCCGAGGGUUCCGAAAUCAAUCUGUUAAGGCUAGUUUUUCCCUAUCCCAUUCGUUCCUAUGUGGACUCUGCUGAGUGGAUUCCUCCUCGAUUUAUAAGGGAAAGCAAAAUAAGGAAGGAGAAGGGCAACUCACUCAAUCUCAAUCAGGCAUAAAGCAUACCAUAUGAAAAAGCUAGCGCUAAAUCUGGGGAGCUCCACGACCGCAAAGAACCUUCGCACGGACGCACGGGUCGCAGAAGUGGAGGCGGCACAGGUGAAGAAAGAAGGCGUUUUUCUUUUUGCGAUGUGGACCAGCCUCGGCACUCAAAUUAAGGGUAGGCUAAAGGUGUUCCUGGUACCGUUCGUUUUGCCUUUCUCAAGAGGGAUUGCGAAAGGCAUGAGGAACGGGGUAAGCGAACAUCAAAGCCAAAGCCCUACCCCAAUCUAAUCAAAAGCGGAUGCGCGCGAGCCUCGAAACGUGGAUGAAAGCUCUGGGCCCGCGACAGGCCGUCAUGAUAACGAGUGCCUUUCCAGCCCAACAAGAAGAAAACCAAACUAAGGCUCAACACAAUUGUUCAUUUCUACAACACGUCUUCAUUUCUCCCUAUUCCUUUAUUCUUAGGAUUGGGAGAAAUGCUAAUGCAGGCAAGAAAGGAAUCGAUGUUCUGAGCUCUAACCAAAAGCUGAUCCGCGACAAAGUAGCGAAGGGGGAACUGCUGCCCCAAGUUUUUUCUCCUGUUGCGGGACACUGUCGGAACCGAUUGAGUCGAAGGCUGCAUGCAAAACACGCUUUGAUUAAGGGCGCACACAGAAUUACAUUACAUGCUCCACCACAUGUUCGACCAGGACCAUGAUCCACCCUGGCUCUUUUUCUAGUACUAGGAAAAAGGUGACGAGGUGAGGUCGGGGGAUCAUGAUUAUCUGAUCUGAUGGAUCAACAUGUUGUAAUGCUGCUUUGUUGUAAUUUCACAUGGGACUGGAUGGCCGGCUAUGGUACCCGUAAUUUGAUUCACCUGUGCUCGCUGCCCUUCGUGUAUCAGGUCGCCGCCAGAAUACCGAAUCUCCUGUUUCUAGCUACUACCGAGGACGACGCUUAUGUUUUGCCGCAGCCAUACCAGCUGCGCGCAGAGUACGCGUUUUCCCAUCCAGAAAGGUAUGAGCUGAAGCUAUCGGCUGAGAAGUUCGAGCCCUAUCCCGCGAGUGUAGAGGCUCUCGGUGGCGCGGGACUUACAAACACUUCCUUGUCCAGUUUGAUAUUCCAAAGUACUAUAGUCCACGCAGAUGGACGAGAUGAUGAUGAAGAUCUUCUACCUGCAUUUUUGAGCACUACAACUCCAAUUACUUCAUCUAGUGGAGGUCAUGCUAGUGAAGAUCAACAUGGAACUAUAUUAACUACUACUAGUACUACUGAAGCUGCAGGUGAAGACGCGGAAGAUGGACAAGAUGGACCACACGUUGUAGAAGUAGAUCAGAAGUCUACAACUAUGGAGGAGGACGAGUUGCUUGGCAAUGGAACAUUCUCGGCAUCUACCUGGCAAAGUACGGAUCCCAUGGCGAUGGCUUGGUGGGAUUGCGCAGGAGGCAUGUGCGGACAGUUUGUUAAGGCUAGUUUUUCACUACCCCAUGACCAUGUCUGUGGACCACUAUGCUCGCUGAGAGAGUGGGGUCCUAGCCCUUGAUUAAAAGGGGAAAAUAUUAAGGGAGGAAAAAAGCAUGAGCAACUCACUCGCGCAGGCAUAGCGAGGGAAAACUACCUUUAAGUUUGGGUUUCUGUUCAAUGCAGCAGGUACCCAUUUGCUUGGGGCCGCUGUGUCACAUGAACGGAUAUUAUCCCAUGUUGGCCGCUGGGCUGCUUUAGAGCAUGCCCGAAUCGAGGUAGAGUUAAGGCUUGGAAGUUCACCUAUCUAAGAGCAUAUCUGUGACUUUUUUCAAAACAACCGGUUAGUUUUCCCUCUAGUAAUCUUAGGUGUAUGAUCCCUACAACAUGCAACAUUUCUGUGACCUUUUCAACAAAGGGCACUGGCAUACUAGAUAUGCGAGCUAGAUCGGUCAACUUACAGCCACUAACUGAGGAGGCGAAAAAAAGAAAGCAAGAGGAGCAGGCUCAAAAAGCGAAUGCGGGUACUACAGUGCUCGCAGCUCUUCAUGAGCAAGAACAAGAUGUGGAGCAGAACGCGAGUGCGCCUGACAAUGACAAUGACAUCGUCUCUACGCUGAUUGCAACUCGUCAGAAAACAAGCGAGGUUGAAAACUUGAUGGAAAAUCUGAUGAUCCACAAAGCAGCUGUGGAUCAUACCACCUCUACAAAAAAUAGCCGCGGGUCUGGUGGAGGAGGUGGAGACGAGGUAAGCAAAGAAGUUAUGGCUUAAGAACACUGGUUGUAUUUGUAAUUCUGGUUGUAGCGCUAGUGAAGAUACUUUCUUCAUCUUGAUGAAGAACAAGCUUUAGAUUAGAAAAUUCAUCAAAGGAAACGCUAUUGAUUUGCUGAAAUCAUGGACAAUAAUAGACUACUUCUAAAACUACAUAUUGUUUCUUGAAGUAUGUCUAAUAUGUCUAUGUUGAAAAUCAAAAUUCUGAAUCUUCCUAGUAGGUCUACCCCCCUUUUUAACCUUAUAUAUCGGUAUCUUUUCCUUCUGCUCGAAUGAUGUCGGAAAUAGGUUGUCAUUAUCCGCUAGAAGUACCGCUAGUACCGUUUGAGCCGCAAUCUAAGUAGCAAGAGAGCGGAGACGCGUCCAGGGCUUUUAACACGAGUGGCUUAGAUCUGGGACGCAUGAUUGGAAUGGAUUGCAUAAUGGGCUGGGUUUUAAAAGAUAUCGCGCGAGCUCACUUAAUCCGACUCCUCUUAUGAAGUUGAGGAAAAAAAGACACCAUGACAAUGACUCGUCAGCAUGGAUGAUUCUUCUCUUUGACUUCAAGUUCAAGCUAGAAAUGAUUACAACAGGAGCACACAUCAACACAUGUCAUACUUCCUCGUCUUCUCCAUCGUCCAUCUAGUACAACUCACUCUCUCACCUAAGUACUCACUUCUCGUCCAUUCACCUACUCGUCACUCUCUCAACUAGUAGUGAGGUAGUUGUAUUGACCACUUCUCCAUCCACCUAGAAGUACUCACUUCUACUCCAUCUUCCACCAUCUUCCAUCUUCAUUUUUUUGGCAACCUACCCAUUUUGCCAAAGCUCAGACUGGAUAUGAUGACUUCGCGGCAAACGCACGACUUGAGCCGAUGGAGAAGACGGUCCUCUUCCACUAUAUUUCGGACCCCUGGAAAGCGGGCGAAACUGAUAUGAAGAGGUACUAUAUUCGAGUACAGUUUAUAUUAGCUUGGAGAAGUAGCAUGGAUAGAAGUAGCAGCAUGUGAAUGGCUCUGGUAUUUGGUAGCCUGAUUUUGAUCAUAAGGAAAACAAGAAGUAGGGAUUCCAAGACAGGAUCGAGGAAGUCGAAGUUGUACAUUGUUCUUCAGAGGCAGCGAUCGGUCUAGCUCUAGCGUAUCAUAGAACGUAGAACUUAGGGUAGCCCCGCCAGCGCUAGGUCGUAGUCGUGUUUUUGGCUCUUCAGCAGCCACGACUCACGUCUGCUAGUUUUCCUAGUGGACCCACAUUGAGCCUAAAAACCUAGACGAGUCAUGAUCUUCUCGUUCUAACACACAUAUUCCGCAGAAUCGUUGGUCUGACCACUACGCCGCGCACAGAGAGCUGCGGGACCAUAUGAAGGCGCACGUCAUUGAAGAAAAGAAAGAAUCAGAACAACAAGAACAAAAGAAAGAUGCACAGGGAAAGUAGUAGGAACAAGAAAGAAUCAGAACAAGAACAAAAGAAAGAUGCACAGGAAAAGUAGUAGGAGCAAGAAAAAUAAAGAACAAGAAUAUAAGAAAGAUGCACAGGAAAAGUAGGGGUAAGAAAAAAUUUUUGUACAUUUUGACGAGUCCUCGUGGUUCCCCAACAACUACAACACGUUGGAUUCCAAUAAAUAUCUUCAACGAUGUAUUAUUGCAUGGCACUCUUCCGGUUCGAGCUAUUAUAGUAAAUAUAUACAUAGCUAGUUACAUACUGAUACUCGUCUAGUUGGUUUGCUUUGGGCUAUCACAUUCUAUCAGUAAUCAGCAAGGCUAAUCGAUCCUUGUCCUUAAGUCUAGAGUUCUCAU
Amoebophrya sp. A25 is the source of this 7064-nucleotide messenger RNA. The record is from the annotation of a GenBank genome assembly. NCBI's taxonomy places the organism in Eukaryota, Dinophyceae, Syndiniales, Amoebophryaceae.